This is a messenger RNA of Daphnia carinata, 2840 nucleotides long. Its product is annotated as E3 ubiquitin-protein ligase RNF103-like. Gene Ontology annotation, biological process: protein ubiquitination. The record is from RefSeq and is a predicted model, not a curated record. Bases 1153 to 2361 code for a protein of 402 amino acids. Lineage: Eukaryota; Metazoa; Arthropoda; Branchiopoda; Diplostraca; Daphniidae. Gene Ontology annotation, cellular component: endoplasmic reticulum. The transcript has 2 exons. Gene Ontology annotation, molecular function: ubiquitin-protein transferase activity.
AUCCGUUUUUUACAAACUUCAAUAAUCACAUCCAGAUCUUAAUUACCAGUUGUUGCCCUUGCUGCCAAAGGUGACGUGAAUUUAUUUCUUCAUCCACGUCGAUACUGUGGGAAAGGCGUUCUUGAAACACGCUUUUUUUUCUUUUUUUUGGUGCCGCUUGAAACCGAAAGUGAAAGUGAAAUUUCAACAGGUACUUAAAGAAGAGGGGCUGCUUGAUCAUGGAGAGCCUUUCUGAGCGGUAAGUAGGUCCGAUCCAUGCUUGGGGGAGAAAGCGCGCAAAAGGAAAAGUGGUAUGCCCUACUCCCCAGGCUUUGCACUGGCUGCUGCCUCUUUGUAAAUUCUGGUGGUGGGAAGGCUGUGUGUGCUGUUGUUGAACAUUACUGUCACAUUUCGAUUUGGUCAGCCAGCCUUGACCCAGUUUCUAUUUGUUCAUCGUUCAGUCUGGCAGGUGUUACAUGCGUAAGUAACUGAGGCCCACGAGGCGUUACGUCGAAUUCCUGUUGUUUUUUGUUGUUUUACUUUCCCUCACUUUUGUUUUCAACUGACAUCGGUUGCCACGUCGUUUUUUCAUAAACAACAGCAUUAGCGUUUACUUCGUUGCGUGUGGACUAAAUAAUGCAGCGGAUGCAGACCUAACUUUCUUGAUUUGGUAAUAGAAAAGAAAGGCCUUGCGUUUUCUGAGAAACAGUGAUAAGUUUUUGCUCUUAUCUUGUCAUUGUAACUGUCCUUUCUUUUCUUGACAAACUGAAAUGUAGUGUUCAAGAAAUAGAAUUAGAGAUUUAUCAUAAGAUUUUUCGGGUAGCUAUAUCUCUAUAUGACAGCCAAACACGCCGGAUGUUAGAACAUUCUAACUCUGGCAAACUAAAAAUAUUCAACUGGUUUCUUGACAGCAAAUAGGUAAUACCACACAGAGGAUUUUGUGUGGUAUAAAUCAUCGCCACCAGAGUUGAGAAAACAAAAACAAACUCGAUUGGAAUGCAUUAGCGCGCGAUUUAUUGUUCUUUGUCUCGAAUACCAAUACAUUCUUGCCAAAACGUCACAUCGAGCGUAGUGGCCAGACUGAGUCGACGUCAGUCAUGCUCGUCCAACUUUCUUUUGUUAAUAAUUUUUUUAGUGAGUGACAGUAGUCUCUGUGUAGUCUGCUAAUAUUAUAUGGUGAUCUGCCAGCAUAUGGGAGUUAACGAUGUCCAUGGCCGAUUUUGCGAUUCUCAGUCGAACUAUUCAAAAUCCUGUUUAGUUUACGCAAUCCAUGGUAAUGACAACGAAUCAUGCCUGGAGGAAAACACCGAUUUCAAUGUUUCUGGCUGUAGCAGCGUCUUGCCCGUGAAAGAAAAACUUUUGGUUUCGUUGCCAACAGUUAACGUUCUAGUGAUAUUAAAAAGCGACUUACUCAAAGUCAGUUUCAUGGUCAUAAACGCCUUCACCAUCCUAGACAUUUUUCUCAGCCGUCGCACUAAGCCUUGGAGAUUCCUUCUUCGCAUCCUAUACCGCGUAGGGCGGUCCAACCUCAAAUGGGGAUUGUUGUGGGCAGUUUUCCAGCUCUGGUCCCAUUUCGAGGGUAAUUGUUCGCCCGAUAUAAUUGAGGUCGACGUCGAGCAACUGCCCUUUUCUUCGAUUCUCCACCAAAUGCAGCAGAUAUGGAUCGCCCUUCAGUCCUAUCCAGUCUUGUUGGUGGUCACCUUUUUUAUUUACAACCUUGCCGUAAGCUGGAUCGUGCAUCGCUUAAAUCAUCGAAACGGCAAUCACAACAUGAUGACCACUAACAGCACUUUGGAUCAUCAGACUAAUCUACAUUUGACUAAUGGCGCUAGAAACGUCCGACGAAGAAUUCUAUCUCGAUGGUCUCUGCUGAUCGACUGCUUCUUCAGACCUCUAUCCUUUGAUACGGCCAAUAAUUUAAUGGAUUUCGAGCUGGAUGAAAAUGUGGAGCAGUUAAUUGAGCGUCUAGCUUUGCCCAAUUUGUGGCUUACGCCUACAGUACCAACUGAUUAUCUGAAUUACCUUCCUGUGUGGCGAUUCGAAUGCUGGAGUCAAACUGCUGAGGGUCCUAUUGGUACGGAAUGGCAAAUGCCCACCUCCGCAAUGUCUUCCAAUUAUUCAGAAUCAACCCCUGUUGACAAUCGAUGUUCUCUUUCAAACUUCCUUUGGAAUGACAACCAAACUCCGCCCAACAUGAAAUGGAUUCCUAGUGCGGAUUGCGCUAUUUGUUUGGACAAGUAUCGCACCACCGUAGAUGUAUGCGGACUUCCGUGUGGCCAUCAGUUCCAUCAUAAUUGUAUAAUGGUUUGGCUUCAACGAGACAAUCAUCACUGCCCAAUAUGCAGAUGGCCUGCAUACCAGAAUAAAUAUCUAUCUACUUAGCUUGAUCUCAUUUUUGUAAAAAAAAAAUCCAUCUAGUGCACUUUACUUUUAGCUUUCUUUCACAUUUAUAUCUCUUCUUAGUUUUACAUGUCUGGAUUUUGGUUGUUUUAACGUAACCAAGUUCAUCCUUUACGUAAGACCAUUUCACUUUAUUUAUUUAAUUCUUUUCCUUUCAAUUCAUCGAUGUCAAAGUAUUUAAAGUCAGAAUGCCAGCGCAGAGACGUUUGAGAUUUUUUUUUAUUUUAGAGGGAAGGGCUAGGUGCUGCUGCCUGUGAUAACGAGCAUGCAAUGAACGAAACAAUGACUAAUAUGUAAAGACGCUUAAAUGUGACUUGUAAGCUAUUAUUGUUUUCCUUUUUUUUGCCUUUUUGUAAGGGUAAAGAGUUUGGGAUAUUAAUCGUAUUCUUCUUGAUAAUCUUAUCACUGUAAAAAGCGAAUCUCUAUGUAUUUCCUUUAAUAAACGAAUUUCUUAGCGGAAA